Messenger RNA from Plectropomus leopardus (leopard coralgrouper), 3103 nucleotides. It is a transcript of the gene mfsd6l, whose product is annotated as major facilitator superfamily domain containing 6-like. Lineage: Eukaryota; Metazoa; Chordata; Actinopteri; Perciformes; Serranidae. Gene Ontology annotation, cellular component: membrane. The record is from RefSeq and is a predicted model, not a curated record.
UUAAAACACAAAUAAGUGAUUAAAAUCGUGUAAAUAAUCUGUAAAUUAAACCGUGCUGGUGCUCCUGUGUGUGGUGCAGUGAGCCAUCCGCGCCGUGAGGCGGCGCUGCAGUCCUGAGGAUCUCCGUCCAGGUGUAACAUCACAAACAGCUGCGUGAGUCACCGGUCAGACGGUAACAGGUGUCUCCUCCGUCACAAACACCGGAGGCACCGGACCGUGCGGGAGCUGCGGGAGCUGCGGGAGCUGCGGGGGCUCGAGACGAACGAUGAGCGUGGACAAGUUUAGAGAAGUUUUUGCGGGGCGGAAGUGAGAAAGGUAAAAGUUUGACGUUGAUUUUUAUUUUCUUAUCUGAUGAAGUCGAGGCGACGCGGAGUGACACGUCCACGUCUUCACGUCCUGCAGGAACAGGUGCAUCCAGCCGCACAGUUUAACUCCACCAGUCGCUCCAUGUGAACCUUCUCAGUCAUGAAGCGGAACAAAACGAUCGACGUCCGGCGAGCCCUCGCUCUGGCCAGCACCUUCAACUUCCUGUGCUCCUGCGCCUCGGCCUGCCUGCUCCCCUUCCUCACGCUGUACCUCCGACAGCUCGGUCUGACUCCCGCCAUGACGGGCAUCGUCAUGGGCGCCAAACACGUCAUAACGCUGGUGUGGAGCCCCGCCUCCAGCCUGCUCUCCAAACACUACAACAAGAGGCGAGCGGUCAUCGGCGGCUCGCUGGUGUGCUCGGCGGCGGCAGCUCUGGUGCUGCUGUUUUUCCCGGCCACAGGUGUGCACACGCACACCUGCAACAUGACGGAUGUGAGAACUCAGAGCGCGGUCACGAGCAGCGUGACGCCGGCCACGUUAUUGAGAACUCACCCCAAAGUCGACCCAUCUCCUGUUUCCCGCUCUGCCGUCACUCCGCCUGCAGAAACGCUCGCCGAGACCAAAUCUGCUGCUGUUACGACCACGAAAACUGACGAUAAAUCUCGUCAGCUUCCACAGGAGGAAACAUCGGCGGCGGUGGUCCGAGCCGGAGAACCAAAGACCAGCAGCUCCGUGACGCCACAAACCACCACAGCAGCUCCAUCGAGGAACAAAAAGUCAGAGCGAGGAGAAAAGACGCCGGAUGGCGAGCAAACGGUGACGCUCGCUGAGGCUAAAUCUGCUGCUGAUACGACAAGAAAAGCUGCACUCGAUCGGCACGACGAGGACAAAUCCCGUCGUCAGGACGACGUAUCAGCCGCUGAGAAACCGAGGACCAGCAGCUCCGUCACGCUAAAAACCAUCUCCGCAGCUCCAGUCAGGAACAAAAGGUCCGAGCGAGGAGAGAAGACGACGGAUGGCGAGCAGACGGAGGGCGAGUUUGAGUUCCUCGGCAGCCUGAAGGUGAUGGACCCUCAACACCAGCUCUUCUUCUUGGUCCUCAUCACCGUGUCGGUUUGGGAGGUCGCGUCGGCGCCUCUUGAGUGGACCGCGGACGACGGCUUGUACGAGUAUUUGGACUUUGCGGACGCCUCUGAUCGCUACAGCAGCACCGGGGUUUGGGGUCUACUCGGAGCGGCGUGCGGCGUUGGAGGAGCUGGCGUCCUGGUCAGCCAGUUGCGCUGCCUCAUAGCUGGUCAGACGCCUCGGAGCGCCGUGCAUUUCUGCUGCUACGCCGCUCUGUGCGCUCUCACCCUUCCUGCCGCCGCCUGUCUUCCUCUCUACCUGAAUAAGAAGCGAGAUCGAGCCAACGGGCUCCUGAAGGCGGUGCAGCUGGUGCGCGGCUCCCCCCGCGCUCUGCUCUGCGCCGUCACCGCCCUGCUGGUCGGUGUGACAAACGCGGCGGUGGAGAACUUCCUCCUGUGGCAGAUGCAGGAUCACGGGAGCAGCGAGCUCCACAUGGGGCUGUCCCUCGCCCUCGCUCUGCUGUCACAGGCCGCCUUCCCUCUGCUGGCCCCCCGCGUGUCCAAGCUCCUCAGCCCGGGUCGUGUCCUCGCCGUGGCGGCGGCGAGUCUCGGGCUGCAGUGCUUCUAUUACUCCUUCCUGUGGGGGCCGUGGGCGGCGCUGCCCGCUCAGGUGUUGAGCUGUUUUAGCGGCGGGGCCCUCUGGUGGGCCGUGAGGAUGCAGUGCGAGGACAUCGCCACGCCGGGCGCCGAGAGGAGCGUGAGGAGGGUCUACGGCGCUCUGUCUCUACGCCUUGGUGGCGCGAUGGGGAGCUUCGGCGGAGGCUUCGUGGUGCAGAGGUUCGGGCUGGCGUGGCUGUUCAGAGGGGCGGCGCUGGGUGUGAUGGCGUGGUGCGUGUGUCUGCCUCUGCUGCAGUGGAAGGCUCCUCGCCAGCGCAGGAUCAACUAUUCUCGGCUUCUGGCGGCAGACGCCAGCGAAGCGAGUGACUCCGAGUCGGAGCAGGAGCGAGACUGGCUGGAGAAAGCCAUGGAGGACGACAGAAGCAACAACAACUACGGACGCAGGACAAACCACUAACGCGUGCGGCGUGAGAGCACGAAGAGACGCUUCAGAGAGCGCGGAGAGCGUUUAGCUUCCCAAAAUCACUGAGUCAUUUCUGUCAGUAUGGAAACGAUCUUUUCCCAGCAGGCCUCUGCUCACAGACGCCGCUCUUCAUCAUCAGGGAGCAGAUCAGACGACAGACGAAAACGUUGUACGUUUCUGCAGACGAUGAUACGUUUAUCAGCAUUUUUAAAGUGACGGUAUAAGAUCUGACGUCAUCAGGAGGGGGACGAGAUGUUCACGACCAACAACAACAAAAGCCGUUUUGAUUUUCUGUUCGACUUCUUUCAGGCACAAAAGCAUUUUUUUUUUUUAAACAUGCUGCGGUCGUGUUAAAUUAUCGCAAAAAGUGAUUUCGCUGCAUUUCCUGCCGGGUUAGUGCCACAAAAAGGAACAAAAAAAAAAACACGAGGCUUUGACGAACAAAGCAAAGCAGAAACGGGAUACACAGACGGCGAAACAACAGAAAGUCAAACUGUCGCACUGAACACAAGCGAGAGGAAACCAGGUCGAGUCAGCAUGAAAUUAAAAGCAGAGGACUAGAAAUGUACGAUGCAGGACGCAUAAUGUAAAAAUAAAAUAAUACAAAAAAAUAGACCAAAAGGAACAAUAAAAGCAAUAACUCCACAAAUAA